CCGUCACUUCUUCCGCCCGCGUGACACCUGCAGUUACAGUCCAAACAUGAGCGCUUCUGCUGUGGUUCGGAGGUUAGCAGCUCUGUCAGGAGCCUCGGCAGUGGGAGCUGGGGCUUACGGGGCUCACGGUUUCAAGAACAGCGAUCCUGAUGACUACAGAAUAGUGCUUUUUGAAACCGCCAACAAGUACCAUUUCUACCACAGCCUGGCCUUGCUGGGUGCUGCCCACUGUGGGAAACCUGCUGUGGCUGGUAGCCUUCUGAUUGCGGGCAUGGGGAUGUUCUGUGGCUCUCUAUACCACCAGGCUCUGACAGGGGACCCCGGACUGCGCAAAGCGGCUCCCGUGGGGGGCGUAGCUAUGAUUGUUGGAUGGCUGGCCAUGAUUCUCUGAACUGUGACAGCUUACAUCUUCUCCAGAGAGCCACACUGUGACACUAAACUGUCAGACUGCUAAUAAAUGAACUGGAGAACUUGUAAGAGUUGGCUGAGGGGUAGUGCUGAGUUAUAAUGUCACCCAUCCAACCACCGCCUGCCCUGGGUUGUGGAUGUCAGCAGGAGAUAAGGUCACCGCAGGAUUAUCACUUUUCUGCCACUGCUGUCUGUUUGUGGCUGCUGCCCUUUGACUAUAAUGUUAAACUGGAUAAGAAAUUUAACACAAAAUGAAUGGAAUGAACUGUAUCAUCCAAACAGUUUGUCAUGGAACAUUUUAACUUUUGGUGGGAAAAUCAAUAAUGAGCUGAUUUGAGUUAAAAUGCAUCAAUAAGACAGUGUUUGUUGUAAAAAUAAAGAAUCCCUUAUGAUAGAUUAAGAAUGAAAUCAUUUCCUAAACUCUGAAAUCUUUUUUUCCACAAGGAUUGUUUAUUUACCUUUAAACAGUCAUUUAUCAGCAUGAAUAAAUCUCAACAAUGAAUAUUCAA
Molecule: messenger RNA, 917 nt
Organism: Pelmatolapia mariae (spotted tilapia)
Lineage: Eukaryota; Metazoa; Chordata; Actinopteri; Cichliformes; Cichlidae
Gene: tmem256
Product: transmembrane protein 256
Exons: 4
Coding region: 47-391 (114 amino acids)
Cellular component (GO): membrane
Source: RefSeq, a predicted model, not a curated record